GCCUGCAGGCCAGGCCUGGCCGCUCCCGGCCCCGGGGGGCACAUCGCCCCUGAGUCCAUUUCCAGAGGCUAGGCUGGGGAAGCUCCUGUCUCUGCUCAGGACGUCGGCCUCCCACCUUCCUCCAGGCCCCCCACCCAUCUGACUGACUGGCUGAGUGGCCGCCAUGCGUCUGCCUAGGGCUACCGCUGCUGGCGGCCUGGCCCUGGGGCCACUUGUGCUGGGUCUCUGUGGGCUCCUGGCAGAUUCCCACCUCCAGCUGGUGCACCCAUACAGCUCAGAAAACCAGACUUGCAGGGACCAGGAAAAGGAGUACUACGAGCCCAGGCACCGGGUCUGCUGCUCCCGCUGCCCACCAGGCACCUAUGCCUCAGCUGAGUGCAGCCGCAGCCGGGACACAGUUUGCACCACGUGCUCUGAAAACUCCUACACUGAGCACUGGAACUACGUCUCCUCCUGCCACCUAUGCCGCCCGUGUGACUCCGUGAUGGGCCUUGAGGAGGUUGAGCCUUGCACCAGCAAGAGGAAAACCCAAUGCCGCUGCCAGCCUGGAAUGUUCUGUGCAGCUAGGACCCAUGAGUGUACGCACUGCGAGCUACUUUCUGACUGCCCCCCUGGCACUGAAGCUGAGCUCCAAGGUAAAGUUGGGGAGGCUAACAACAACUGUGUCCCCUGCAAGGCAGGGCACUUCCAGAACACCUCCUCCCCCAGUGCUCGCUGCCAGCCCCAUACCAGGUGUGAGGACCAGGGUCUGGUGGAGGCAGCUCCAGGCACCGCCCAGUAUGACACAAGCUGCAGAAACGCAUCAGAGCCACUGCCCCCUGAGAUGGCAGGAACGAAGUUGGUGCUGGCCAUCCUGCUGCCUCUGGUCUCCUUCUUGCUCCUUGCCACCAUCCUUGUCUGCACCUGGAAGAGCCACCACUCUCUCUGCAGAAAGCUGGGAUCCCUGCUCAAGAAGCGUUCAGAGGGAGAGGAAUCAAAUGCUGCUGUUCUAUGCCGGGAGGCUCCACUGGCCAACCCACAUUUCCCUGACCUGGUGAAGCCACUUAUACCCAUCUCUAGAGACUUGUCCCCAGCCUCUGUUGGGCACCUGACAACCACAGCUUUGGAUCACGAGGUGCUGCAACAGCAGAGUCCUCUGGGCCAGACCAGGGAGCCGGAGAUUGAGUCCAGGGAGCAAGGCCAGGUAGCCCACGGUACCAAUGGUAUUCAUGUCACCGGCGGGUCUAUGACCGUCACUGGCAACAUCUACAUCUACAAUGGGCCAGUGGUAGGGGGAGCACGGAGCCCUGGAGAUCCCCCAGCCCCUCCAGAACCUCCAUACCCAAUUCCUGAAGAGGGUGGUGACCCUGGCCCUCCCGGGCUCUGUACACCUUACCAGGAAGAUGGCAAAGCCUGGCACCUGGCCGAGACAGAGCACUGGGGUGCCACACCCUCGAACAGGGACCCAAGAAGCCAAUUUGUCACCCAUGCCUGAUCACAUCUGGGAAAAGAAGGAGAAGGAAGACACAUGAGCACCUUCUCUUCUGAGGCUGCCCUACCCACACAGGACUCAUGGGGGCCUGGGUAGGACCCUGAGAGGCAGAGCCCAAGCGUCAGUCUUUGAGAGCAGGACUGGACACUGGUCCGGUACAGUGUCCUCCACAGGACUCUCACCACUGCCUGAGCAAGCCUGAGGCCUCAGGAUAGACCUGCAUGCCCACUUGGGCUGUGGCAACUCAGCCUUGGCACAGACAGGGCACGUGAUGCUAAUUGUUGCCCACCAUGGCAUGCUGCACCCAAGCAUAGCACUGAGGGAGCCACUACACGGUUACCUGCAAGGACGUCACCGGGGCCUCUGAAGAACUCAUGGUGCUUAUCCCCAAGCUUCAGAGGCCCUUUGAGGGUCUACUUUUCACAUGGACUAAGGUAGACUCUACAUGAAGAUGAAGUUAUAGGGAAGAACCUCCUUCCCUUCCCUAGAGGAGAAGAAAAAGAAUCAUUGAAAACUGAGCUCUGGGUAGGACUAGCUGGUCUGGGGGAGAUUUUUGGAAGAGGAAGAGAGUGAUGAAUGUAUUUAUAAAUUGUAACCACAUGCAAAUAAAGCAGAGAUUGAGGCCCAGUUAA
This is a messenger RNA of Otolemur garnettii (small-eared galago), 2103 nucleotides long. RefSeq names its product lymphotoxin beta receptor (gene LTBR). Gene Ontology annotation, biological process: immune response; hematopoietic or lymphoid organ development; positive regulation of canonical NF-kappaB signal transduction. NCBI's taxonomy places the organism in Eukaryota, Metazoa, Chordata, Mammalia, Primates, Galagidae. Gene Ontology annotation, molecular function: ubiquitin protein ligase binding. Bases 164 to 1474 code for a protein of 436 amino acids. The record is from RefSeq and is a predicted model, not a curated record. The transcript has 10 exons.